AUGCAGCUUGCGGGCGUGAUGGACGGCACGAAUGACACAAACGGUGCCGGAUCACCGCUGGAGUCGCGGCUGCGAAAGCUGUAUCCGAUGGUAGAUCCUUUGACGCAAUUGCCGACACAGUGGAACGCCAAAGACAAAUUUCUCUACAUUGGCUUGUCUGAUGACAACCUCACCGUGCAGCACACGGGUCACAGCGAAGACCACAUGGGCGCUGCGAGUGUCCGUGCGGACCACCCGAUCCCGCCUGCUUGUGGUCUUUACUAUUUCGAGGUCAAAAUCAUCAGCAAAGGCAGGGAUGGAUAUUUUGGGAUUGGAUUAUCUGCGGAAACCGUGUCGUUGAACCGUUUGCCAGCCUUCAAAGAUUUGCCACCUUAUUUGUAUCCGACUGUCGGAUUGCAAGCUCCUGGCGAAGUUUUAGCUGCCAAUUUUGGACAGGAACCAUUUCAGUACGAUAUCGAAGAUGCAAUGCUGGGAUUGCGGUCGAAAACGCAUGAAACCUCGCGGCUGCGAAAGCUGUAUCCGAUGGUAGAUCCUUUGUCGCAAUUGCCGACACAAUGGAACGCCAAAGACAAAUUUCUCUACAUAGGCUUGUCUGAUGACAACCUCACCGUGCAGUACAAGGGUCACGGCAAAGACCACAUGGACGCUGCGAGUGUCCGUGCGGACCACCCGAUCCCGCCUGCUUGUGGCUGGGAUAAACUUUCUUAUGGAUACCAUGGAGAUGACGGGCAUUCGUUUUGUUCUUCUGGAACGGGGAAAGCCUAUGGACCUGUUUUCACAACUGGAGACGUGAUCGGUUGCGGUGUAAACUUGGUUGACAAAACGUGUUUCUACACGAAAAACGGAAUCAAUUUGGGAACAGCCUUCAAAGAUUUGCCACCUUAUUUGUAUCCGACUGUCGGAUUGCAAACUCCAGGCGAAGUUUUAGCUGCCAAUUUUGGACAGGAACCGUUUCAGUACGAUAUCGAAGAUGCAAUGCUGGGAUUGCGGGCGAAAACGCAUGAAACCGUGCGGAAGUGGCCCAUUGAUAAUGACAGGGGCCAGUGGAAUGCGAUGUUGCAGAAAAUGGUGUUGAUGUACCUUAUGCAUCACGGGUAUGUGCAGUCGGCGGAAGCGUUUGCUCGAGCCACCGGCCAGCCGUUCAAAGAGGAGAUCGCCUCGGUGAAGAAUAGACAGAGAAUACAGCAGUUGGUGAUGAAUGGUCAAAUUGGUCACGCGAUUGAGCUAACGGGAAAGCUGUAUCCAGCGUUGCUAGAUCUGAAGCCGGAUCUCAUGUUCAUGCUCAAGGUUCGACAAUUUGUGGAGAUGAUAGCCGGCUGUGAUCAUGACGCUGACUUUGUGAUAAAUAAUGACCCUGGCCCGUCAACGAGCUGCUACCCGAAACCGACAACUUCGACCGGAAAAAGCAGCAAACAGAAAUCCAAACCAGACGUGCCUUUGGUUCCGGACAACGACGUUGAAAUGAUGGACUGCUCAUCCUCUUCAGGCGGCUCCUCCUCAUCGUGCUCUUCCUCAAACUCACACUGCAACGGCAUUUCAAAUGGAGAAACUCAUAUCAUGACCCCGGAGCUGGAAGCACUCAACAAGACCCUUGCCUUUGGCCGCGAGCUCAAGUCGCUGAGCAUGCGGAUGCGAGCCGAGUUUGGGCACAAUGCUGCCAACAAACGGAUGCUGGAGGACGCAUGUAGCUUGCUUGCCUAUUCCGACCCAAAGCGGUCGCCGUUGAAGUACAUGUUGGAGCGAAACGAGCGAGAGCCUGUUGGACGAGCUCUGAAUUCCGCCAUCAUGGAGCGCCUGAACUUGCCUCCGAAUCCGUCCCUGGAGGUGUCCGUGUGUCAUGCGAAUCAGUUGCUGAAGACAAUGGCAACUGUGGGGCUGGGUGCCUGCGCGUUCGCGAGCUUACCGGACAUUCUGAAGGACUGA
Notodromas monacha is the source of this 1923-nucleotide messenger RNA. NCBI's taxonomy places the organism in Eukaryota, Metazoa, Arthropoda, Ostracoda, Podocopida, Cyprididae. The record is from the annotation of a GenBank genome assembly.